AUCUUGCUCGCCGCGGAGGCCCUCGCUGGAGGAGGAGGGUCAGAGCUCGGGUGCAGCCAAUCGCGGGCAACGCUGCUAGUUAUCAGAGCAGAAUGGGCUGUAGUUUAGUGAAAUAGGAAAGCUGCAAAACACUGUGGAGUGUUCCCGUGUAAAUAAAGAGGAAAAAAAAGUUUCUCAAGUCGCCGCUGCACGACGUCGGGCCGGCGCCGGGGCGGGGGUCUGCGCUCUCCCGAGCGGCCGCGCGCUGGACUUUAUUGUGCCGCAACGAGCCCCCCGUCCCCAUUGUUUGUGGUGUUUUCAAAAUAUGGCAAAGGUUCAGGUGAACAAUGUAGUGGUGCUGGAUAACCCUUCUCCCUUCUACAACCCAUUCCAGUUCGAGAUCACCUUCGAGUGCAUCGAGGACCUGUCUGAAGACCUGGAAUGGAAAAUUAUCUAUGUGGGCUCUGCAGAAAGUGAAGAAUACGAUCAAGUUUUAGACUCUGUUUUAGUGGGCCCUGUUCCUGCAGGAAGGCAUAUGUUUGUAUUUCAGGCUGAUGCACCUAACCCGGGACUCAUCCCAGAUGCAGAUGCCGUAGGUGUAACAGUUGUGCUAAUUACGUGCACCUAUCGAGGUCAAGAGUUUAUUAGAGUUGGUUAUUAUGUAAAUAAUGAAUAUACCGAGACAGAAUUAAGGGAAAAUCCGCCAGUAAAACCAGACUUUUCUAAGCUUCAAAGGAAUAUUUUGGCAUCCAAUCCCAGAGUCACAAGAUUCCACAUUAAUUGGGAAGAUAACACAGAGAAACUGGAAGAUGCAGAGAGCAGUAAUCCAAAUCUACAGUCACUUCUUUCGACAGAUGCAUUACCUUCAGCAUCAAAGGGAUGGUCCACAUCAGAAAACUCACUAAAUGUCAUGUUAGAAUCCCACAUGGACUGCAUGUGACCACCUGCCAUCCCUUUAGUACAAAUUAAGCUAUAAAAACACACAGAACUAUUUCCCUGAAAUUCCGUAAGUACAUAGUCAAGAUGCAAUGUGAAGAAUUUGUUUAAAAAACAUCCUGUAGAAAGUUUAUAAGAAAACCAGUAUUUGAGCAAAUUGUGGAAUAUAAAUACAACUAUUU
Budorcas taxicolor (takin) is the source of this 1097-nucleotide messenger RNA. RefSeq names its product anti-silencing function 1A histone chaperone (gene ASF1A). Lineage: Eukaryota; Metazoa; Chordata; Mammalia; Artiodactyla; Bovidae. The record is from RefSeq and is a predicted model, not a curated record. Bases 305 to 919 code for a protein of 204 amino acids. Gene Ontology annotation, cellular component: nucleus. Gene Ontology annotation, biological process: DNA replication-dependent chromatin assembly. Gene Ontology annotation, molecular function: histone binding. The transcript is spliced from 4 exons.